AUCGUCCGAAAAUGUUAUUUCCUGCCAGUGGACAGUGUUCAAUCGGAAAGCAGUUUUCACCAAAUAGUUGGUCUACAGUAAGUCUAAUUGAUGGUUACGACGUCUCUGACAUUUUCUCUGAACAAAUUACAUGGCCAUAUAGUAUGGAACGUAAUAAAGGAAUAUACCAGUGUGUUCAUCAUCUCAAAGAAGCUAAACUUCAUGCCAAAUUUACUCGACAAAAUACUUACG
This is a messenger RNA of Trichobilharzia szidati, 231 nucleotides long. The record is from the annotation of a GenBank genome assembly. Lineage: Eukaryota; Metazoa; Platyhelminthes; Trematoda; Strigeidida; Schistosomatidae.